Cyphellophora attinorum is the source of this 708-nucleotide messenger RNA. Its product is annotated as NADH-ubiquinone oxido 29.9 kDa subunit, mitochondrial. Gene Ontology annotation, biological process: respiratory electron transport chain. Lineage: Eukaryota; Fungi; Ascomycota; Eurotiomycetes; Chaetothyriales; Cyphellophoraceae. The record is from RefSeq and is a predicted model, not a curated record. The transcript has 3 exons. Bases 1 to 708 code for a protein of 235 amino acids.
AUGAGGAGCUCCGCGAGGCUGCUAGCCAACGUCACAAAAUACCUCGAAGCAAACACGCCCACCGGUCUCACAGGCCUGACCACCCAUCCUGCGCCUCGGCCAGCCCUCAUCUACACAUACAAACAGACGCUCAAGAGCUUGCAGCAAAUACCACAGUGCGUCUAUCGGAAGUCCGUCGAGAAUCUCACAAAGCAUCGCUUGGCUAUUGUCGAGACUGAGGUUCCCGAAGGUUACGAAGCAUGGAAGGACCGAGUGCGCAAACAGCUUGACGCAUCUCCUCAAGCAUACGAGAAGUUCAAGAACGAGGAUGGGAGCUAUUCCCACGAUUGGAUUUCUCUACAGAAGGCCGUGCCCUGGGAUGGCGAAGUGACAAGGAAAUCUGCCCGAAGCAUAAUGUCCAAGGGCUUAGCUGAUGCAGAAGCCAAAGCAAAGGCUGCGCAAGCUGAGGUUGACGAGAUUGAGAGGGAGGAGAGGGAGGGUCCAGUGCCAACCGUUGAGGAUAUCGAGGUCGAGCCGCCCUUGACCGCCCAACAGAUCGAAACCAUUGAGAACAAAAUCGGUGCUGGUCUGAUAGAGGAAGUCAUCGCGGUUGCAGAGAAUGAGUUCGAGCUAGUCGAUUCCAUGCUGAAGGCUCAGCCGUGGGAACCGCUCGAGGAAGAAACACCUCCGGGUCAGUGGACAUACUUCGAGCGCGGCGAUCGUGUAUAG